This is a messenger RNA of Racocetra fulgida, 546 nucleotides long. The record is from the annotation of a GenBank genome assembly. Lineage: Eukaryota; Fungi; Glomeromycota; Glomeromycetes; Diversisporales; Gigasporaceae.
CAGUUGAUGAAUUGCUCCAUCACAUAGAUACACCUUUGUAUCUAGGCGAUAUUGACAAUAAUGACCAAUUGAAAAUUUAUACACGAGUAAAUUCACUUUCCGUACAACUACCCGCAGUAUUGCCUUCAAAAGAAACAAACCGAGCUCGCACCUUAUGUUAUGAUAUCAUGCGUGAAAAAACAAAUAAUGAUUCAGUUCAUUAUUUCAUGGAAAAUACUGCUAGGAUAUGGCCAAAUGUUUUGAAGGCUUUUAUCACUCCAUUCUUGAAAGAGAUUUUGCAAUAUUUGUCAGAAAUUUUGAACUCUGAAGAAUUUCAUAAUAAAUGCUGUAACGAAUAUGAUCAAGAAAAAUUUCAGGAAUACCGUUUCAAUCUUGUAAAGUCUUUUGAGUUAGCUGCUUGUUGGUGGUGCUGGGACGAUGUGCAUUCGAGAUAUGUUUCAAAAAUUCUAUGGCCAUUGGUAAAAAAUGAAAAAGGAAAGGAUAUUCCUUUAGAGAUUAUUGGUGCAGUUUGCCGCCCAAGAUUGUUUGAAAAAACGGAAAAGGAGG